Molecule: messenger RNA, 1329 nt
Organism: Cannabis sativa
Lineage: Eukaryota; Viridiplantae; Streptophyta; Magnoliopsida; Rosales; Cannabaceae
Exons: 2
Coding region: 131-994 (287 amino acids)
Source: RefSeq, a predicted model, not a curated record
AUUUCGAGCCUUUUCUCGAGCCCUCUCUUUCUCUCUCUGUUUUUCUUCUUCUGAAAUGCUGAACCGUCCUCUGUGCCACUGCAAGAGAAAAGAGUAUUAGAGUAGUAAUAACAGUAUCAUCAUCAUCUUUAUGGACUCUGUAAUACUAAAACCCACGUUCGAUUCUUUCAGUUUCAACUCUUCCACUCCUAAGACCAAACCCCUCAGCACAAGACAUUGUUCUUUCUUCAGAUUCACUCACAAGGUCAGAACCUCAACCUCGUUUAUCUCUGUCUCUUACAGACCAUCCUCAACUCCUUCAAAUUACUUCACAUACGACUAUCUCUUGAAGCCACUGAGUACCAUCUUCGUCCCAAUACUUCAAAGCAUAAAAACCUCACUUUUCGCUCGAACUCAAAGAUGGGUUUCGUCUACACAAGCUUUCCGUGAUUCGUUUAAGGUUGUAGACGAUAACGGCGUCAAGUACUUGCAGAGCAAUGGGCUUGGGAUAGCUCUGUUGAGUGUUACUACGAAUGCCAAGGUUAAGAUUAGUCCCGUUGUGGCCCAAUUGGCUGCUAACCCAACUUUCGUUUCGGGAUUGUUUGCUUGGUUCUUUGCUCAAUCGACUAAGGUUUUGCUGAACUUUUUUGUGGAAAAGAAAUGGGAUUUGAAGAUUUUUUUCGCUUCGGGCGGGAUGCCUUCGUCUCAUUCGGCCUUGUGCACGGCUCUCUCGACCUCGGUGGCUCUCUGCCAUGGCGUAGCAGAUUCGUUAUUUCCGGUUUGUUUAGGGUUUAGUCUGAUUGUAAUGUACGACGCCAUUGGAGUUCGUCGACAUGCUGGUAUGCAAGCCGAGGUACUUAACAUGAUUGUGGAGGAUUUGUUUCAAGGGCAUCCCAUCAGCCAAAGAAAGCUAAAAGAGCUUCUUGGCCAUACUCUAUCUCAGGUCCUUGCCGGAGCCGUGCUCGGGAUUGUGGUAGCCUGUGUUUGUUGUCGGGGCAGCAUGGUUGCAGCGUAGUGCCACUUUUCUAGCCAGAAAAUUUUGCCAGAAUCAUCAAUCGAUGAUCACAUUCUCACCUUGCUAUAAAAUGUACUUGCUAAUGCUAUAUUAUGCUCUAAUGAAGAAAUUGGUCAGCUGAAAAUGAAGAUAGGCAACUGUUUUGUCAUAGUCAAAUUCAAGAGCCAAUCAAGCUAUCUCAAAUCAAACAAUGAAGAAUCUGCAUAAAUUAUUUGUACUCAUUUUAUUCAAAUUCAAAUUCCAAUUCUUCUCAGGGAAUUUGUUAUGCGUUAUUUUUGCCUUUUGUAAUGUCACAGAUUGAGAAUCAAUCAAUGUUUAUAAGCUCGUGGUUAUUG